Acyrthosiphon pisum (pea aphid) is the source of this 3520-nucleotide messenger RNA. Its product is annotated as mothers against decapentaplegic homolog 6. Gene Ontology annotation, biological process: SMAD protein signal transduction; anatomical structure morphogenesis; cell differentiation. Bases 959 to 2092 code for a protein of 377 amino acids. Gene Ontology annotation, molecular function: I-SMAD binding; transcription regulator inhibitor activity. The transcript has 5 exons. Gene Ontology annotation, cellular component: heteromeric SMAD protein complex. The record is from RefSeq and is a predicted model, not a curated record. Lineage: Eukaryota; Metazoa; Arthropoda; Insecta; Hemiptera; Aphididae.
UCGGCGGCCGUCGCCGUUCCCGUUUUCUUUACCCGUCGCACGCACGAACACACGCACGCACGUUCUCCGACUCGCCGGCCCGCGUUCCAUUCCAAUCCACACACGCACGCACGUACACACACACGCAAACGCCGUGUGUGCGCUCGCCGCCGUUUGGCUCGGCUCUCUCACCCGUCAGUCUCGUACCGAUCGGCCGACUAUUUGUUUCGUCGCUGUCGCCGUAUAAUAUUCGAUCGGAACAAAAAUCUUAAUAUUAUUAUUAUCGUUAUUGUUAAUUAUUAUUAUAAUCAUCAUCGUCAUAACUGUUGUUAUUAUUAAAAUAUAUAAGAUAAAUACAUAUUUACACAUUCGGUAUAAUAGUGCGUGUGUCGUGUGCAUAUAUUCUAAUAUUAUAAUAAUAUUGUUAUUUGUGACCGGUUUAGUCGCAUCGCCGGUUCGACGCUUUUCGAUCGCAUUUCAGGUGUUAAUAUCUGCAACAGAAACAUUAAUAAUACAAGUUACAAUAAUCACUGUCGUCCGCCAAUCGACGUGUUUUCCGAAUUUUCGUUUAAAGUUAACGACACGUGGUGUGUGGCGCUGUGCGUAACGGUAUCGGUCACACGAUCACUGCCAUAAUAAUAUUGUUGUGUUGCUGGUGUGGUCGCGGCGCGAAAUGACCACCUUGUACAGUUCCGUGGCCGCAGCUGUUGUCGUUGUUGCCGUCACCGGCGGUGGUGCAUUAUAACCACGACGACGACGGCGGCGGCGGCAUCGUCUUGGACGACGCCGCACGGACGACAACGGUCGGCCCAACACGGAUGCGUCCGGAAAACGUGGUGCGCACGCCGCGAUCACAUAUCAAGGUGCCACCGCCGCCGCGCGCGCGUCACGGCGGCCGCCGGCGGACCAGCGCAGUAUUUGGUUCGGCGGGUCGGCGGAAGUAGUGGCCACCAAAUGCGAGGCGGCAUUCACGUGUUUUAUGUUCAUGUUCAGGAGGAGGCGGACGGCAUUAGCUAAACGCUUGUGGAAGGCACGGGUGCGCCGAGACAAUGAAACCAGGUGUGCGGAAAAGACCUCCUCGGCGUCCGCCGCAGCCGCUCAACCACCAGUAGCAGCGGCGGCGACGUCACCUCCGUCCGCGCACCCGUCCCCGCCGGUCGAGUCGGACGAACGGAAAUUCCGCAACGCGCUGUUCAAGCGGCUGGAUGACAGGCAGCUGGAGACGCUUCUCCGGGCCGUGGACACCGGUGGCGUGGACGCGGCAGAGUGCGUGGCCGUCCGGCCGUUCCUGUUCGCCGACCCGGCGGUGAUAUGUUGCCGUCUGUGGCGAUGGCCUGACCUCAGGACUGUCGAACAGCUGAAGAGCACACCCUCCUGCCAGACGGCCAAACAACCCGACAUGUUGUGUUGCAACCCGUACCAUUGGAGCAGACGAUGCGAAAUCGAACGACCUCCGCCGCCCUAUUCAAGGUUCGUGAAGGAAAAACUGAAACCUGAAGAUCGUGCUCCCAGCGAGUGUAGUUGGGAUAGUAAUGAUGACGAACUUCGUGGUUCGUUUAGCACUGACGGUGACGAAAAACAAAACGAACAAGAAUGGUGUAAAGUGGCGUAUUGGGAACUAUCGCAACGAGUCGGCAGGUUGUUUCCCGUAGAAACAAAAUUUGUGAAUGUGUUCUGGAAUGUUCCACUUGGCACGGGUCUGUCUCUAGCCGCCCUCACUCAACAUCAUUUUUCACCCGGGCAGGGCCCUCCGGAGUCUGUACUCAGGAACAGGACCAAAAUCGGACAAGGUCUAGCUCUGAGCAGAGAAGAAGAUGGCGUGUGGGCGUACAACCUGAGUGACUGGCCGAUGUUCGUAAAUUCGCCGACGCUGGACGACCCGGACAGCAAGUCUUAUCUGGUUUUUCGCGUACCUUCCGGCCACUGUCUGAACAUAUUCACGGGAAACCCGCACGGCGAUCGAAUACGCUAUUCAAACGGCGUGCGAGUCGGACCCGUCGACCCGAACGCCGUACGCAUCAGUUUUGCCAAAGGAUGGGGGCCCAAGUAUUCCCGGCAGGAGAUCACGUCCUGUCCGACUUGGAUCGAAGUUCUGCUAGAUCCUUGCAGAUGACACAGGGUGACCGAAAAUGGAAUCUGAGAUGACAAUGUUAUUCUCAAAUUCCCCAACUAAACACUAGUUAUAAGGACUAAUUUUAUUGAAUUUGUGACUCAAACCAAAUUGUGUUAAACAUGUGCGUUUAAGUUUCGUGUUUGUCGAUCUUGUUUGUACAAUACUAUUGUCUAUACGAGAUCUUUAAACAAACUAAGUUAUUGUUUUUUUUUUUUUUAAUUUUAAUUUUUGUAAAAACAAAGGAUACCAUUGUGAUAUUAGUUCAGCGUCCUUAACGACAGCUCUUUUUGCUAAGGGUACGAUGCUAUUUUCAACACGUAAGGGAAACUAGAGCUUAAUGACAUCCACAUUCCAUGAAUUAAUAUUUUGAAAAUUUACCUUUUCUCCUUUAAACCCGUUUUUACAGAUAGUUCCUCCUCCGAUUUAAUAUAAACUAGGUUUUUGUAAUUUUUUUUUUUUUUCGUGAUCUAGUCAGGAUAUUUAAAAUUGACUGUUGAUCAAAAUUGGUUAAGGAAAUCAAAUAGAAUAGCGAAUACUAAAAGAUUGUAAUUUAAUACUAAUGUUUUUGGCAAUUUUUUUCAUAUAAAUUAAAUUUUGUUAGAUUUUAAGAGAAAUAAAUGUGCCUUGUACCUUUUACAUGAAAAGCAUUAUUUUUUUAGAUGUUACCAAUUUUAACUAUUCAUUUUCUUAUUGUAAAAUAAUAAAUACUAUUUUCUUAUAUAAAACUAAAAUGUAGACUACAUAAUAUUAUAAUAAUAUAUUGAACUGUUAAAAUAAAAAUAUAUUGGAGCAAAACAGAAUUUUUCAUGGCUCUUGUUUUUCACAGUUGUCAUCAUGUAAUAGACUUAAAAAAAAACUUUUACCAGUUUAAUCUACUUGAAUUCUGUUCCUGUCUUAUGACUAUUAUAAUAUUCAUUAUUUUUAUUUUCGUUUUUUUUUUUUUAAAUACAUGUUUGAUUGUUAUUGAAAAUUAAACAUGUAUUUAUAUAUUAUUUUCGGUAUCAUCAUGUACAUUAAAAAUUAUUAGUCCAUUUGAUUUAAUCAAAAUCUUAUUUCCCCUCUCCCAGCCAAACAUUUAUUACCUUUGUUAUGUAUUCUUAAUUUAUUUUCUUAAAAAUAAUGUUUUUAACAAAUUAAAUUAGUACAAAAUAAUUAUUUUCAUAUUUCAAAAUAUUACCUAUAUAAACAUAUAAAUUAUAACUGAUUUAUAUACAACACAUGUAUCAAUAUAAUGUCUUGACCAAUUAAUAUAACUGUUUUAAUUAUGUUUCUGUUCUAAGUGUUUAUCAAGCACAUCCAGAUAUAGUAGCUUAUUUGUACAAUAUUAUAAACCACUAAUACAGUUUUAUUUUACUUUUUUAACUUGGGGAAAUAUUAAGCAUCAUGAAAAUAUUGUAUAUUUUAUGAAUAAAAUGAAAUUAAAAAAUG